Ilex paraguariensis (yerba mate) is the source of this 1753-nucleotide messenger RNA. The record is from the annotation of a GenBank genome assembly. NCBI's taxonomy places the organism in Eukaryota, Viridiplantae, Streptophyta, Magnoliopsida, Aquifoliales, Aquifoliaceae.
GCUCGUUCUCUCUGCGAGUUUUAGUUAUCAAAACCUACACACUGCAAUUACAUAUGACGAAUCUUUGAUAAUUUGAGGUCAAUUUGAUUCGAUCAUUUGAUUAAUCUAGGGUUUUGGACGUUGCUACAUAUAUAAUUUAUGCUCCGAAAUACGUUUCAAUGACCGGUGAAUUACAGCUGGAGCCGUCGGCUGAUCGAAACCCUACCGAUUCCGAUCCUCUGUUAGACAGCCACCAUGUUGACACAUCAUCUUCCUCGGCUAGUUCGAGUGAGAUAAAGAAUGAUGAUGAUAUUGAAGCUAAUUCCCUCGCUUGCUGCAGAAUUUGCCUCGAAUGCGAUGGUGAAGAUGAUGAUGAAUUGAUAUCUCCAUGCAUGUGCAAAGGCACUCAGCAAUUUGUGCAUCGCUCGUGUCUUGAUCACUGGCGGUCUGUUAAGGAAGGAUUUGCUUUUUCGCACUGCACAACUUGCAAAGCUCAAUUUCAUCUUCGGAUAGCAGAAUUUGAGGACAAUUCUUGGCGCAAAAUAAAAUUCAGAAUCUUUGUGGCUAGGGAUGUGUUUCUUGUAUUUUUUGCUGUACAAACUGUAAUUGCUUUGAUUGGUGGAAUUGCAUACGUCAUGGACAAGGAUGGAACUUUCAGGAAUUCAUUUAAUGACAGUUGGGAUCGUAUACUAUCGAAGCAUCCCAUACCAUUCUACUAUUGUAUAGGAGCUCUUGCCUUCUUUGUGCUGCUUGGCUUUUUUGGGCUCAUACUACAUUGCUCCUCCCUUAAUACAAGUGACCCACGCAUGGCUGGGUGUCAGAACUGCUGUUAUGGGUGGGGCAUAUUGGAUUGCUUUCCUGCAUCAAUGGAAGCAUGCUUUGCCCUGGUCAUUGUUUUUAUUGUUAUCUUUGCAAUCCUAGGCAUUGCCUAUGGUUUCCUUGCUACCACCAUGGCCAUCCAAAGGAUCUGGCAAAGACACUACCAUAUUCUUACGAAGAGGGAACUCACACAGGAGUACAUAGUGGAGGAUCUUCAUGGAUGUUACGCACCUCCAAAACUGAUACCAGAACAUGAAGAGCGUCUGAAAAUGCUUAAUCUUCUGUAGGGAGGACUGAAAUGGUGGGUUCAAAAGAUGUCUUCCAAUUGUUUUGAAUUUUUGGUCAAGAUUAAAGAAUCUAGAAAGUAUAUAUAUGUUGCUAAGCGAGUUUCUUCCUAUUGAAUUAGAAAGGUAGCCUGGAGUAUAUGUUUUCACGUGUUCUUGUGUUUAGUGUAGGGUCUACCUUGCCUACGCUAAAACUUUGCAGAAAUUUGAAAACAGCCCUAAAUACCUAUAUGUGGCUUUAUGUGUGUUUCUGUGUGCUCUUUCAAGCGGAAGGACAGGCUUGAAACUUACUGACUGCUUACUUUGCUCUGGUGGGGGAGCUUCCUGAUCGUGCAAAUGUAUUGUAUGUAUUAGCAAAGAGACUGUAUUGGUUUUCUUUAAUUUUCUAUUUUCUUCGUUACCGUUGACCUUCUGGGUGGUGCCAUGCUGUUUGAUUUCACCAUGCAUGAUAGUCUCUGUUGUAUGUCUCCGGCUCAACUAAAGUAGGAAGGCUCUUCUGUUUUGGACCAUCCAUGAAUAUUGAACUGUUCUUCAAUGUAUAUCUAUUCUCCUUGCAGUGAUACUAUAAUAUACUUGCGUGUGUUUGUGCGUAAAUGUGAUGUCCGGUAAUCUUUGAGAUGGAAUUACUUCUAAUAUUCUUGAUUUGUUCUACUAUUCUUUUUUUUUUUUUU